Molecule: messenger RNA, 340 nt
Organism: Neogale vison (American mink)
Lineage: Eukaryota; Metazoa; Chordata; Mammalia; Carnivora; Mustelidae
Gene: HAMP
Product: hepcidin antimicrobial peptide
Exons: 3
Coding region: 68-316 (82 amino acids)
Biological process (GO): intracellular iron ion homeostasis
Cellular component (GO): extracellular region
Source: RefSeq, a predicted model, not a curated record
GGACCAGACACCACAGCCGGUCCUGAACCUAACAGCAGGACAACCUAACAGCCAGACAGACCGCACGAUGGUACUGAGCCCGCGGAUCCAGGCUGCCGGCCUCCUGUUCCUCCUCCUGGCCAGUCUGGCCAGUGGCUCGGUUCUUCCACACCAGACAAGACAGCUUACAGCCCUCCAAGCCCAGGACACAGCCGGAGCCGAGGCUGGCUUGACGCCCAUGCUCCUGAGGCUGAGACGAGACACCCACUUCCCCAUCUGCCUGUUCUGCUGCAACUGCUGUAAGCGAUCAAAGUGUGGCUUUUGCUGCAAGACAUAGAGCCUCCCCGGCCUGCCCCCCAUC